GAGGAGAUGCAGGUGAAGUCAUCAGGAUUUGUGACAGAUUUGUGACAGAUUGGCAUGAAAUGUUCAGACAGGGAAAGAUUCUAAGCUUUCCCUCUCUGCUUCCACCUGAUGGAGCACUUCAGGGUCUCUGUGGGCAGGCCAGCUGCCUAAAAGCCAUCUGGAAGCCGAGAUUCUGGAGCGUAGUCUUCGGAGCUGCUCAGCUCCUCUGGUUCAGUGCACUGAUCUCUGAGUUAUCAAAUCAGAAAGAAGUAGCAGCGUGGACCUAUAAUUACAGCACAAAGGCAUACUCGUGGAAUUACUCACGGGCAUUCUGCCAGAAGCACUUUACAGAUUUAGUGGCCAUCCAGAAUAAGAAUGAAAUUGCUUACCUCAAUGACGUCAUACCCUAUUACAGCUCUUACUACUGGAUUGGGAUCCGAAAGAUCAAUAAUAAGUGGACCUGGGUGGGAACCAAAAAGACUCUCACAGAGGAGGCUGAGAACUGGGCUGACAAUGAACCCAACAACAAAAGGAACAACCAGGACUGUGUGGAGAUUUACAUCAAGAGUGAGUCAGCCCCUGGCAAGUGGAAUGAUGAGCCCUGUCAGAAGAGAAAGCGGGCACUGUGCUACACAGCCUCCUGCCAGGACAUGUCGUGCAAUCAACAAGGGGAAUGUAUCGAGACCAUCGGGAACUACACCUGCUCCUGCUACCCUGGCUUCUAUGGGCCAGAGUGUGAAUAUGUUAGAGAAUGUGGAGAAUUUGACCUCCCUCAACACGUGAUCAUGAACUGCAGCCACCCUCUGGCAAACUUCUCUUUCAACUCACAGUGCACCUUCCACUGUGCUGAAGGGUACGAAUUGAAUGGACCCAGCAAGCUGGAAUGCCUGGCUUCUGGAAUCUGGACAAAUAAGCCGCCACAGUGUGUAGCUAUGCAGUGUCAGCACCUGGAAGCCCCUAGCAAAGGAACCAUGGACUGUGUGCAUCCACUGGCUGCCUUUGCUUAUGGCUCCAGCUGUAAAUUUGAGUGCCAAUCUGGCUAUCGAGUGAGGGGUUUGAACACGCUCCACUGCAGUGGCUCUGGUCAGUGGACUGCACCCUUGCCAGCCUGUGAAGCAGUUGCAUGUGAGCCACUGGAGAGCCCCGUCCAUGGAAGCAUGGAUUGCUCCCCAUCCUCAGGAGUCUUUCAGUACAACACCAACUGCAGCUUCCAUUGUGCUGAAGGCUUCAUGCUGAAAGGAGCUGACAUCAUUCAGUGUGCAGACUUGGGCCAGUGGACAGCACCAGCUCCAGUCUGUCAAGCUUUGCAGUGCCAAGAUUUUCCAGUUCCAACUAAGGCCCAGGUGAACUGCUCACACCCUUUUGGUACCUUUCGGUAUCAGUCAGUCUGCAGCUUCUCUUGUGAGGAAGGCUCACUCCUAGUGGGAGCAAGUGCAUUACAGUGCUUGGCUACUGGACGCUGGAGUGCUAUUCCUCCAGAAUGCCAAGCCAUUACCUGCACACCUCUCCUAAGCCCUCAGAAUGGAACAAUGACCUGUGUCCAACCUCUUGGAGGUUCCAGUUAUAAAUCCACAUGCCAGUUCAGCUGUGAUGAGGGGUUUUCUUUAUCUGGACCAGAAAGAUUGGAUUGUGCUCCAUCCGGACACUGGACAGAAUCCCCACCAACAUGUGAAGCCAUUGAGUGUCCUGAACUCUUCAGCCCAGAGCAAGGCAGCCUGAAUUGUUCUCACACUCAUGGAGAAUUCAGUGUUGGCUCCACCUGCCAUUUCUUCUGUAACAAGGGCUUUACAUUAGAGGGAUCAAGCAAUGUGGACUGCACAGCUUCUGGAAGAUGGUCAGGACCUCCACCAAUCUGCAAAGAUGUAGCAUCAAUUCCUGUUCAAGAGGUGCAAUGUCCAGCCCUCACCAUUCCUGGGCAGGGAACGAUGUCCUGCAGACAUUACCAGGGAGCCUUUGGUUUGAAUUCGACUUGUUACUUUGGAUGCAAAGCUGGAUUCACACUUGUAGGAGACAGCGCACUCAGAUGUAGAUCUUCAGGACAAUGGACAGCAAUAACUCCAGCCUGCAGAGCCAUCAAAUGCUCAGAACUACACUUUAGUCAGCCAGUCAUGAUGAACUGCUCCAAUCCCUGGGGCAAUUUCAGCUAUGGGUCAACCUGCACUUUCCAUUGUCCAGAGGGUCAGUUGCUUAAUGGUUCUACAAGAGCAGUAUGCCAAGAGAACGGCCACUGGUCAUCUACCAUGCCAACCUGCCAAGCAGGGCCAUUGACUAUCCAGGAAGCCAUGACUUACUUUGGUGGAGCAGUGGCUUCUACAACAGGUCUGGCAAUGGGUGGUACUCUCCUGGCUCUGCUAAGAAAGCGUUUAAGGAAAAAAGAUGAUGGGAAAUCUCCCUUGAACCCUCAAAGCCACCUAGGAACCUAUGGAGUCUUUACAAAUGCUGCAUUUGAUCCAAGCCCUUAAAAGACCUGUCCUCCUGGUUACCUCAUUCAAUCUCUGAAGUGCAUGCUUCAGAACAUCAAGCUUCCUGCUAGACUUGACCUUAACUGUAACACAUUUGUUGCAGUUUUUUGUAAAUACUUGUGAAUAAAGGACAUUGAAUAUCCUUUAGAUUAGCUCUGGACCAGAACAGAAGGAUUGUGCCACAUUCCCAUCUCUCCACCCUUUCCUGCCCCACCUCUGCUAUUCCUCCAACACAGCCCAGAAGCCAGCAGCAAAUGUUUGAGCUGUGGUCUGUGGGCUUUAACUGAAGACAGGGAUAUGUGACUCACAAGAAAAACAGACUGUGCAAAAAUAAAAAUACCAAUUUGGUUUUGGAUUGAGGGAAGGCAUUCUCUACAUUGUUGGAAGACAGGCACACCUCUGAUAUGAAGAAGUUCCUGUAGGGUCACAUGAGGUCUCCAAUGGAUGUGGUCUCUGAGGUCCCUUAGACCCCAGCUGCUGAGGCUUCCAGAGCAGCCUCUGGUUCAGAGGCUGCAGAAGACCAAGAACUGAGAUAGGAGGCCAUGUCUCACUGUAACCUUCCCUCCACCAAAGGACCCAAAGACCAAUCACUGAGUGUAUAAUUAAAAAGAUCCCUCAAU
Castor canadensis (American beaver) is the source of this 3061-nucleotide messenger RNA. Lineage: Eukaryota; Metazoa; Chordata; Mammalia; Rodentia; Castoridae. The record is from RefSeq and is a predicted model, not a curated record.